UCGAAAUUUCUAGGUCUUAUCGAUCGAUCGACCAGGUGGUAGCGCCAAUGCAGGGGAUUAGCAAGCUCAGGGUCGCGCCGCUGUCCGGUCUCCGGCUCGGGAGCUCUGGAUUCCUUGGAAGCGCGCGCGCAUUCCAGACGAGCUCCACGGCGUUGUUUCGGCACGAUGCGAGCCCCGGAUUUGGAGCUGGGGUCGUCCGGGCGGCAAUGCGGCCGGAUGGAUUGCCUCACAAGCGCCCACACUUUGAUAACUGGCAGAGGUCUCCUCCGGUGAGCACUGAGCCCCCAAAGCCGCCAGAGCCUCUCACGGGUGGAGUCAAGUACAAGCUUAGCGACCAUUGCACGCUCGUUAUGUGGAAGGGAGAUAUAGUCAUCUGGCACGUCGAUGGACAAACUGAUGCUAUUGUUGCUCCAGCAAACAAGAAAGUGAAUGCUGGCCUGGGGAUCAAUGGAGCAAUUCAUAGAGCUGCUGGCCCGAGGCUCGCUGAUGCCGGUGCAAAGCUGCCGGAUAUGGCACCUCAAGGAGUGAAAUGCGUUAUCGGGGCAGCGGUCGUCACUAGGGCUUUCAACCUCAAGGUUUCUCGAGUCAUCCACGCUGUGGCUCCAGUCUAUCAGGAGAGAGACGAUGCUUCACCCCGGGAUCUCAACAGCGCAUACAGGAGUGCUUUGGAGCUCGCCAACCGGGAAGGAGUGAAAUACAUUUGCUUUGCUGCGAUGUCUUGCGGCCUCUACGGAUAUCCUUACGACGAAGCAGCUGAGAUCGCCUUGACGCAAUGCUUGCGGAAUCACGGAGACAUCCGGGAGGUCCAUUUUGUAUUGAAAGAACAGGACUACUACGAUACAUGGCUCGACGAAGCGAAGCGUAUUUUCAAGUGCUGAAAGAGCUCUUCGUUCGUUCUCUUCGUUUUUCUAAUAGAAAAUUUCGUACCACGAAGCUCAUCCUUUCGAAAGGGACAUUCCAAUGCUUUGCGGAUAUUCCCGGCAUAAUUCGUUCUCUAGGGUUUGUCAAAAGCAGAGCAGAGGAGGGGAGAGCUCCGGGGAUGGCUUCCACGGAAGGUCUGGUGCCAAUCACCCGGGAUUUCCUAUCCAGAUUCUACGAUCGCUACCCGUUUGAGGCGCUCGCGCCGGGGAUCGCCGCGGCGGAUUCGCAGCUCCGCGAGGAGAAUGAGCGGAUGAGCAAGCAUUACGCGGAGGAAUCAGGGAACGAUCUCAUCCUUGACUUGUCGUUCGAUUCGCCUCACAAGAUCGACGAGAACUUGUGGAAGAACCGGGAGCAAGUGGAGGAGAUUUUGUAUUUGCUGGAGAAGAGGCACUGGCCUUCCUCUCUAAAUGGACCACAAAUGCCUGACAAGCUUUACAAGCUAGCUCUGGAGCUACAGAGCUUGCUCAAGUUCAUUGAAGACUACCAGUAUUUCAGCUCUGAAAAGAUCUUCAGCAUGAUUCUUACGUACAUGCCUCAAGAUUUUCGAGCGUCUCUAAUCAAGCAGCAACGCGACCGCUCCGAGAAGAAGCGGCAAGCCGAGGUAGAAACGCUCUUAAAUGGUGGUGGUAGCAUUCAGGAAAAAUAUAAUCUACUGUGGAAACAACAAAUGGAAAGACGCAAGCAAUUGGUGAUGCUGGGAUCUGCUUCAGGUGUGUACAAGACGCUGAUAAGAUUUCUCGUCGGUGUGCCUCAGGUCCUUCUGGACUUCGUGCAACAAAUAAAUGAUCACAACGGCCCCAUGGAGGAGCAACGGGAGCGGUACGGGCCACCACUUUAUCAGCUUACUCAACUCGGUUUGCACAUACGAAUCUUUCUGACUUUGUGGUGGAAGACAUUUAAUCGUGACACGACGGCUCAAGACAGCCGCUUGGACUUGCUGGAGGAGUCCGUGAAGCUUUAUUCGUCGGAACUCAAGCGUUUUCUGACAUUUUUGAGGGAAGUUUUCGAGCAUUCCCCGUUUCUUAUAUCGGCGGAAGAAGCAGGAACAAAUGGGGGAAAGACCAUGGUCAAUGAUUUUAAGGAAACCGUGAUCUCCACAGGGAAAACUCACGAGGUUCUCUUGCCCGUCGACAGCGAGGGAUCAUACGUUGCGUGGGAGUUUAAACUGACAUCCGGGAAGGACGUUGGCUUUAGCGUCGAAUACAUUAGCUCGAACGGCGCAAAGAUGCAAAUGCUACCAUAUCAACGAUAUGAUUCGCACCAGGGAAACUUCUACUCGCCGGGCGUCGGAUCUUACAAACUAGUCUGGGACAACUCCUACUCCACAUUCUACAGAAAAACCGUGCGGUACAAGGUGGACGCCAUCCCUCCCGUCGCGGACGCGCAGAAGCUCGAAGACCAAAAUUGAAAAACGGCAUAUUCUUCAGAUAUCUAUCUCGGAUAUUCUACAGAAUAUUCUUUUGGUGGGUUUAGGGUUAGUUUAAUUUAAAUGUGGUACUUUUACAAAUCACGGUAAGCUUAAUUAUUCUAUGGGAUAUUCCUACAGAAUAAGUUUUGGUGGGAAUUCUUAAGUUUAGUUUAGUU
This is a messenger RNA of Selaginella moellendorffii, 2505 nucleotides long. RefSeq lists its product as uncharacterized. Bases 773 to 2329 code for a protein of 518 amino acids. Lineage: Eukaryota; Viridiplantae; Streptophyta; Lycopodiopsida; Selaginellales; Selaginellaceae. The transcript is spliced from 21 exons. The record is from RefSeq and is a predicted model, not a curated record.